This is a messenger RNA of Colletotrichum higginsianum IMI 349063, 687 nucleotides long. RefSeq names its product Cutinase. The coding region runs from base 1 to 687 and encodes 228 amino acids. The transcript is spliced from 4 exons. Lineage: Eukaryota; Fungi; Ascomycota; Sordariomycetes; Glomerellales; Glomerellaceae. The record is from RefSeq and is a predicted model, not a curated record. Gene Ontology annotation, molecular function: hydrolase activity.
AUGCAUCACCACUUCAGCCUCUCGGCACUCGCCGCUCUCGUCCCGUUGGCGGCCUUCGCCCAGGGCCAGCAGCCAUGCUCGACCGUCAACAUCAUCCUCGCCCGUGGUAGCCUCGAGGCGCAGGGGGUCGGGCUGCUGGGCAACAUCGCAAAAAACGCGUCGACCCAGAUCCCCGGGUCCAUCGUGACGCCGCUCGAGUACCCGGCCCAGCUCGACCCGUACCCUCCCUCAGUAGCGGCUGGCGUGACCAACAUGACGGCGCUCCUGAACCAGCAGGCGCAGCAAUGUCCCGGGACGAAAUUGGUGUUGAUGGGAUAUUCUCAGGGUGCGCAAGUGUCUCUUGACACCCUCUGUGGCACUUCGGAUGGCCCCAACUUCAACACCACAGUGGCGCAGGCCCCAAUGGUCGGUAGCAAGAACAACGUAGUCGCCGCCGUUGUCCUGUUUGGCGACCCGACGUUCGUCGCCGCCCAGCCCUUUGUCAGGGGCACCAGCAAAAAGAACGGCAUCUUCCCCCGCCAGGAUUUCUCGCAAUGCCAGGGCCUCACUAGCAGGUUCGCGUCCUUCUGUGACGAGUCGGAUCUCUUCUGCGCCUCGGGCCAGAACCUGACGGUCCACCUCGGUUACUUCCAGAACCAGCAGUACAUUGCCAUGGCGUCGUCGUUUAUCGUCGAGAACACGCGGUAG